AUGUCAACACAUCAGAUCAAAUAUGUCGACCCAACAGCUCUUCACGACGCAGACGGCCAUCCUAUACCCCAUUGGUCCAAAGUAGAAGGCCCAUUCCAAUCCUUCAAGCUCCUCGAGCACGAAGUCGCAAUCGAGGAUAUCACCGGUCGCGAGUCUCUUUUCGCCAUCGACGUCUGCGGUUUCGCCGUCCACCACUGCCCAGUACCUUACGCCGUCUUCACAGACGACAGCACCAUCAAAAAAGACUACUACCCAACCGUCGAGCGCCUCCUGCGCCGCGCCCUCGGAGGCGUUAAGCGCGUCGUCAUCUUCGACCACACCACGCGCCAGAUGGCCAAGCACUCGUCCCGCAAGCCCGUCCUGCAGGUCCACGUCGACCAGACCGCCCAUGCUGCAGAAGCACGUGUCCAAAGACAUCUACCGCGUGCCGACGCAGAAGUGCUGCUUGCGUCGCGCUAUUCGUUGAUAAACGUCUGGCGACCUAUCGGAAAUCCUGCUGUCGAAUAUCCGCUUGCAGCUUUGGAUUGGCGCUCGCUGGAUGCCACGGACUUUGUGCAUGUCGACUUGUUGUACCCAACUAAUGCUAACGACGAUGAUCAGGAGCUAGAGUCGAUUCCGGCACCAGACACACUAGAAUCAACUGCGGGUUAUGAAGUGAGGGGCGAGACGUAUGGUAUUGCGCCGAAUAGUAGGCAUCGGUUUUAUUAUGUUAAGAACAUGACUCCGGACAGUGCGAUGCUUAUUAAAUGCGCUGACUCGAAGGGGGCGGGCUUGCCGGACGGAUCGGAUGGUAUAGCGAGUUGUUGUCCGCAUACUGCAUUUGUGGAUCCGGAGACACCGGAAGAUGCGCCGAGUCGGCGGAGUGUUGAGGUCCGGUGCUUGGUUUUCUUUGAUGAAUAA
Pseudovirgaria hyperparasitica is the source of this 900-nucleotide messenger RNA. RefSeq lists its product as uncharacterized. The record is from RefSeq and is a predicted model, not a curated record. Bases 1 to 900 code for a protein of 299 amino acids. The transcript is spliced from 2 exons. Gene Ontology annotation, molecular function: oxidoreductase activity. Lineage: Eukaryota; Fungi; Ascomycota; Dothideomycetes; Acrospermales; Acrospermaceae.